Messenger RNA from Phoenix dactylifera (date palm), 5446 nucleotides. The record is from RefSeq and is a predicted model, not a curated record. NCBI's taxonomy places the organism in Eukaryota, Viridiplantae, Streptophyta, Magnoliopsida, Arecales, Arecaceae.
AAGAUGCAACUGGUUUAAUUGAUUGCAAAAAACCAUCCAAGAUUAUUUUUUUGGGCAUGUUUUUUCGAUUAUGCUACUACUCUAAUUUUUUUACCUCUUUUUUAUCCCUUUUUUCCAUUUUUGUCGGAUAAAAGAAAAAUUAACAUAUUUAUCUUUUUUUGAAUUGUGAUCAGUUCUCUUGGAUUGCUUCAACCCUUCUAUCUCCCUAAUUUUGUCACCUGAAUCUCUGAUUAGUUUCGUGAAACUCACUUCCAUGUAGUUUACUAUGGAAAGCACCGGCAAUUUGGAGUCUGAAAUCGGAUUGGAAGUCGAUGAUGCCGAAAUGGAUGCCGAAACCAGCUUGGGUGAGGAUGACAAGGAAGAAGAAUUCAGGGAAGCUUCCAAGAAAGGCGAUUCAAUUGCCGCAGCAAAACUGAAUUCUUCAUUAGCGACUCCUAAUAGCACGGAAGGAAUCAAUUUAGAGCCUUUCGUAGGUAUGAUAUUUGAGUCGGAAGUAGAAGCAUAUCAGCUCUAUAAUGAGUACUCUAAGCAGAUGGGAUUUGGGAUCAGAAAGAAAUUGUGUCGUCGUUCGAAGGCGAACAAUGAUAUCAUUGCCGGAUGGUAUGUUUGUUCGAGGCAAGGCGCAUAUGCCCGGCGUGGAAAGACGGCAAACCCGCGAUUCAUUACCAGGGUCGGCUGUCCCGCCGAGCUGAAGGUGAAGAGAAUGGCUGUCAAGAAGUGGCAGGUGACUGAUUUCAUCAAGGAACAUAACCACGAGCUUGAUCCGGAGAAUGCAUGCUUGUUUCGUUCACAUAGGAAGUUUCAAGCACCUGAGCAGAAUCUUGUUGAAAUUGUGAGUAGAAAUGUUGGAAUUAGAGAACAAGUGAAUGUUGUGGAUAAAGAACAGCAAAGAUUUCUUUCUGCGGCAGAUACUCAUGCACUGCAUAUGCAUUUCAUGCGCAUGCAUUCAAAGAAUCCAGCAUUUUCAUAUGCCAUGGAUUUGGACGAGAAACAACGUGUGAGGAAUGCCUUUUGGGUUGAUGCGAUAUGUAAGGUGGCUUAUACUCAUUUUGGCGAUGCUGUGAUGCUGGAUACAACUUUUCUGACAAAUAGGUUUAAGAUGCCGCUCGUGUCAAUUGUAGGAGUUAACCAUCAUGGGCAGCCUGUUUUGCUUGGAUGUGGGUUGCUUGGAGAUGAGACUCCAGUAUCAUAUGUAUGGUUGUUCAAAGCAUGGCUUGAAGCAAUGUCAGGUCAACCUCCAAAGGCGUUAAUUACUGACCGGAGUAAUUCGAUAACUGCAGCGGCUGCAGAGGUGUUUCCUGGGACUUGUCACCGGUUCUGCCUAUGGCAUAUCUGCAAAAGGGUCUCCGAGAAACUAGGUUACGUAUGGAGAACUCAAGCAAACUUUAUGAAGAAGUUCUACAAAUGCAUCUUUGACUCUUUGACCGAAGAUGAGUUUGAAAAGCGGUGGUCGAAAUUUAUCCAACAUUUCAGUCUUAUGAAUGAUGAAUGGCUUCAAGGAUUGUAUGAUGAUCGACGAAAGUGGGUUUUAGUGUAUCUGAAGGAUACUUUUUUUGCAGGGAUGUCUAUUUCGCAACGUGGUGAAAGCCUGAACUUGUUUUUUGAUAAACAAGUCAAUCGCCAUACUAGUUUAAAAGAAUUUUUGGAAAAAUAUGAGCAAGAUUUGGAGAGUAAAUAUGAGGAUGAAGCUCAAGAAGACAGGAGAUCAAUUUGCAUAAUGCCCGAGGAAAGAAUGCAUCCAUCACCUUUUGAGCUACAACUGGCGAAUGUUUAUACAAGAAACAUAUAUGAGAAAUUUCAAGGUGAGGUUUUAGGAAUUUCUUCGGUAUUUGCAUCAAAGAUUGAGGAGGAUGAGGAAAGCACUAUUUUUGCUGUGAAGGCUUAUGAGGUGCAAGAAGAUAGUAAAGAUAAAAAAGUGAAAGAAAGAGAGUACAGAAUUAUUUGGAAUGCUGAGGCAAGAAGGAUAUAUUGUAUAUGCCGCUUAUUUGAGUUUAAUGGUUAUCUUUGUAGGCAUGCAUUGGCUGUCUUUCUAGCAUCAAAUGUUGUAGAAAUUCCAUCUCAUUAUAUACUGAAACGAUGGACAAAGGAUGCAAAAACUAUAAAUGUGUUGAAUGCUGCUUUGAAUGAAAAAGAAGACUGCUCAGCAUCUAUAACGCAGCGUUUUAAUGAUAUAUGUGUGCGAUGUAUCAAAUUAGCACAGGAAGCAUCCUUGUCGAAAAAGAGUUAUGAGGUUGCAUUGCAGGCAUUACAAGAAGCUUUGGCAAAAGUUGUAUAUGAGAACAACCGUCCCAGAAGAAAUAUCCAAAAUUACAACCCACGUGGUUCUACUUAUUAUAAGACUAAUGAGGGAAGCCAAGCAAAUAAUAUAGGAACCCCCAUGUUGUAUGUGCCAAAUCAACUAGGGACCAUGUUAGUCGUAUGCAAUCCUCAAGCUUUUCAGAUGGCAUCUACUUCCAAUAAAAAAAUCAAGUAUGGAGCAGAGAAGAGAGGAAGCAAACAAAAGGAACAUAAGAGUGGUGAUUGCAUGCAAUUCAGUCACAGUGUCGCUACUUCCACAGAGAUUCUUCAUGUUCCUUCUGGAGUAAAUACCAUGCUCGCUGGUUGCAGCACACAGAUGACAGUGGAACCUAUGGACCAACUUAACCAAGAACAAUCAGUCAAUGUAGCUAAUAAGAAUCAAGACAUCAGAAUUGAAAUGCUUACAAAUUUAUCAAAUGAGGGCCCUAUUAAUAUUGGCGACUGAGGAAUUUGAGCAAGGUGCUUCAGGAUUUUCCAAGCAAGGCAAUGGUUAGAUAUGGGAGACAACAGCUAUUGACUAAAUCUGCAAGUUCUGCUCUUUUCAGAUUACAAUAUCAUGUUUCAAACUUAAGGCUCUUGUCCCAUAAACCGGAUAGGAUGGAAAAAAGAGAGCAUUGACAUCUUAACAUGCUUGCUCAACUCUCAUUUGGAAUUACUGGUAAGAUUCCUUCUUGUUUUGUUACAAUAUCAUGCUUUAUUUAGAUAAAUGGUAUCACCUAAAGGUGCUGGGAGUGGGGGUGACAAAUUUGAAUUUUGGGCUAUCUAUCUAUUCUUUUCAGUUCACUUUCUUGACAGUUUGGUGUUUCUGGAUUGUGUUUACGUCAUAUUCUGCAAGUUCGAUCAAAAGUUGGAUGGAGGAUUUGGGGAUGUGUUGUCAGAGUGAGCAAAUUGAGGUUUUGGGAAACUUGCUGGUAUUACAAGAAGUCAUUCAUGUAGAUACUCUUAGUGAAUGCACUUGUACUGCAGCCAGCAGAAAUGCAUUCUCUCUCUUACCUUCCUUUCACUGCCUUUUGCCCCUUGAAGAUCUCUUCUUACAAUCUCUCUCCACCUUCAAAGUCUAAUUUGAUUUUUUUUACCUCUUAUUUUUAUAGAUUUUACUUACACAAUGUCGAUCUGAAUCGCCACCAGUAAAUUUUAACUGAUCGAGCAACUUCAGGUCAAGUAAUCUAGAAUUAGUUAUUCUGUCAUUUGAUUGAGCAAAUGCUGAACUGAUGGAGAUUAUUUAUUAAAGUUUGUCUGGUUGGAGGUUAUUCCGAUUUAAGAAUGGUUGGAGUUUUACCUGUCUUUUUUUUUUUCUUGUAAAACAUAUUCAUUCUGGUAAACAUUUAAGCGGCUUUUCAUCUACAAUCACGAAUUGCAUACGAGUUAGGAUUAGAGAGUGAUAUUCAAAAAGCACUGGCUGACAAAACAAAAGGGAAAAGGACAGCAACUGGCUCGAAGGUGGAAAAAGUGGAUGUAGAAUCAAACAAUUCGAGCUUCCACCUUCUUUAAGGUCAGCUGUUUGGGUGAUUAUGAUAGAUGCUUGUGGUAGUGGCUUCUCGUAUGGUUGCAACGUAAGAACAGGGUGGGUUGCAACGAUCUAAUUUCUCACUUUUAUCAAAUAUAGGGUAAUAAAAUCUGGAUAAAUUUUGCAUGGUUUCAAUCUGUCUUGCUGAUAUCAUGUUUUGCUAGAUAGGAAAAGCGUCACAGCUCGGUGCACGCCAAGCAUUCAUCAAAUAGUUUUUGUCAUUGUGUUUUUUUUUUUCAUAUUUAGAUUUCUAAUAUUUUGGAACUUCAAAGGAAUUGAUUUUUGUUUUCUCCUUGUGUCAAUAUGGGGGAAAAUGCUGUCUGGAUAAACCAAGCUGGGUUUGGGAUGACACUUUUGGAGAAAGGGAUGUGCCAGGUAGAUGGGUUUUACAGAUUGGUUAAAUCUUGAGCCCUGGUCAGUUCAAACUGUCUCAGAAUUGAUGCACCGAUGUGUUUCUUGAGCACGAGGGAGCGCUGAGAGUAGAGACAUGGUAGUUCUAGUAUAGUUCAUGACUAAGAAGCACUCAAAGAACUCUUGUAUGUUAUUAUUCUUGAUAAUCAUUCUAUAAUACUUUAUCAUUUGGCUCUGACAAAUUUAGGGUCUAAACAAUAACAGGGAAAUCUUCAUGAGCUUAAAAUGAUUUAGUUGAACUACCUGUUGCAAUUCAGGUGUUUUGGCUCACUUCAAGUUCCAAUCACAAGUAAUGUUUGCUUCAAAAUUCAACUGACGGUGCAAGUAUUUUGACUACUGUAUGCUGAGCUGCAUCGGCUUGAGGCAUUAAUUUAGGUUACACUAAGCUGUAAUUAGAGCUGCUGUAGCUGGAGUGGCUGAUGUCUGACUCCACACUUCAACCUACUGAGAGUUGAAGCUUUUCUGUGUUUAGGUUGUCUAAAAUCAUAUUAAGUCUAGUUUGAAGCCUGCAGAAAUAUUAGACAAUAUGGGAUGUAAUGAAACUGCUGUAACCAAAAAUGUUGCUGUAUGAAAUUUUCACCCCAGAUGCACUGUUUUUUGUGUGAGAUUUCUUUUUUAGUCAGGUAGCAUGUUUUCUUAGGCUGCAUUCUCGUGGAUAAAGAACCGCUCUCAUUCUGAUGCAGCAUCUGUCAGACUACUAAGAUCUAUUUAAAUCAUUAAACAUAAGAAAGAUGAUGUGAUGUUGACCAUAUUCAACUGUCCACCAGGUUCUGCUCUUACGUUUGUCAUGCAAAUUGUUGGAUAAUUUCAUGCUAGGGGAACAUCCAAGAAUGGCCAGAUUUUACAGGCUUUAGGCAUAUAACCAUCUCGGCCAUUGAAUCAUAUCAUCAUUCUUUGCCCUUUUGUGAACAUAAAUAACAUCAACCUGUACUCUUUUCCCUGAUAAUACGAGAUUUAAAAAUCUGCAGGUAUCGUGCAUACAUUUGAUAAAAUGCACGUUCUUUUGUUGAUGUAGACUAAGCUUUUUGAAGUGGCCAAAUGAAGAUAAUGACCCAUCCCUCUAUCGACCAACUAUGCUAUUUAAAUUCAUUGAAUGAUUAUUUAGCUUAGCAAGCUUUUGUUUAUGUAGAAGUACUAAUAUUGAAAAAGGGGAAAAUAACAAAGAAGCUGAGGAAAGAAUAAAAGACAGAUCAGAGCACUCUGGAGCAGAAGGUUGGCAUAAGAGAAUAA